UCAGCGCCAAAUGCGACGGUUGACAGCGGAUCACGUUCGCGUUUUACUUUUGUGCGGAUUCAGUUGAAUUUUUGUUAAUGGUAUUCGCGGUUUUAAACUACUUAUGCACAACGCACAACACAAAACAGUAACAACAAAAUUGAAUAAUAUUAAACACAAGAAAUAAAGAAAUAUUCAACCGGUUCUCAACGAUCAACGUCAAAAUAGAAUUCAGACAAUAAAGAAGACAAAAGGCACAUAAAACCAAUCGUAAUGGGCACUAAAAUCGAGUACGUCGAUACGACACAUUUAUACGCUUCGAAAUACAUUCGAAACUCAAAAGCAAUCGGAGUUCUUUGGGCGAUCUUCACAAUUUGCUAUGCGAUCAUUGGAAUUGUGGCAUUUGUGACACCAGAGUGGAUUGGAGAUCCGGAUAGCGACAGCGCAGGUCGUUUGGGUCUUUGGCAGCAAUGUCAACGCGAUGAGAUCUUUGACAAUUGCCGACGUCGCUGGGAGAACAUUUUGGCAGUGCCAACAUUUUCAUUCCAGUUGGCCACUUUCUUUAUGAUUGGAGCCGUUGGUUUGGCCUUGCUCACCAUAUUCUUUUUGGUCUGUUUGCUGUUUAUGAAGUCAACGCGCGUCUUUCACAUUUGCGGCUGGAUGCAGAUCAUAUCAGCUCUUUGCAUGAUUGUGGCAUGUGCCGCAUUUCCUUUUGGCUGGAACUCUGAUGACUUCCGCAAGAUUUGCGGACCAGAGGCGAAUCGAUUUGAGUUGGGGCUUUGCGGCAUUCGUUGGGCAUAUCCAUUGGCCAUUAUUGGCUGCAUUGAUGGCGUUGUCUUAGCCACGUUGGCCUUCAUUUUGGCCACGCGUCACGUGCGACUUCAGCCUGAUCCCAUUUAUCAGAACUCGCUCUACAAAGGUGAAAUCAAUAACGCGUAUCUAACGGAUGCCAUCAGCUUAGCUGGUUCACGCAAGUCGAAUCCUCACAUAACUGGCUUGAAUCUGCAGCCCAUUUUGCUGGUGGCGCCACCUAACGAGGACAGCAUCUCACAGUUUUCGCGCUACCACUGAGAUUACCUUGCCUCUAGCGCAUUUUCAACGAACUAACGCAACUCGAUCGACUUGGGUUGUUGUCCGCGCUAAAGUUGAAAAGUUCCCGCGCACUGACUGCGUUGAGUUGGGCUUUUUUUGAACGAACUGGCUUAGCGAAGACACAAACCAGCAAGUGCGUGGGAUUUUCGUUAAAUGUUGAAAUUGCUGUUGGCUGUUACAAUUUUUAAAAACGUGUGAAGCUGAUUGUAUUUGUAUGUUUGUGUGCGUGUUAAAGUUAGACUGAAUGAUGAAUGAUAAUAAUUAAACUAAUUUAAAAAUAUAUGUGUGUAUACUAGCUUGUGCCUAAAUUGAAAUGUUAAGUGUGUAAGAAAUGAUCGCUGCCUGUAAUAUAUCUAUGCCCAUAAAUAUAAUGAUGUACAAAAUAUAUACCUUUUACUAUAUAUACCGAACAUAAAAU
Molecule: messenger RNA, 1489 nt
Organism: Drosophila albomicans
Lineage: Eukaryota; Metazoa; Arthropoda; Insecta; Diptera; Drosophilidae
Gene: Tmhs
Product: LHFPL tetraspan subfamily member 3 protein
Exons: 6
Coding region: 253-1050 (265 amino acids)
Biological process (GO): sensory perception of sound
Cellular component (GO): plasma membrane
Source: RefSeq, a predicted model, not a curated record